Setaria italica (foxtail millet) is the source of this 858-nucleotide messenger RNA. RefSeq lists its product as uncharacterized. Lineage: Eukaryota; Viridiplantae; Streptophyta; Magnoliopsida; Poales; Poaceae. The transcript has a single exon. The coding region runs from base 1 to 858 and encodes 285 amino acids. The record is from RefSeq and is a predicted model, not a curated record.
AUGAAGCCGGUGCCAUCGUCAAGCACAAGGCUCGCUUGGUGGCACGCGAUUUCGUGCCGCAAGAGGGGAUCGACUUCCCCGUCGGGUUUUGCGAUCCCCGGCAAGGAGGGCAAGGUGCUGCGCUUGCGCAAGCCCCUCUAUGGCCUGCGGCAGUCACCGAGGGCGUGGAAUGCCAAGUUGGAUUCCACGCUCAAAGGGAUAGGCUUCGAGCAAAGCCCGCACGAGGCGGCCAUCUACCGGUGGGGCACUGGAGAAAAUGCCCUGCUGGUAGGUGUCUACGUCGACGACUUGGUGAUCACCGGCACCAAGGAUGCAGAGGUGGCGACGUUCAAGGAAGAAAUGAAGGCCACCUUCCAGAUGAGUGAUCUGGGGCAUCUCUCCUUCUACCUAGGGAUCGAGGUGCACCAGGAUGAUUCCAGGAUCACGCUUCGACAGACCGCCUACGCCAAGCACGUUGUGGAGCUAGCCGGGCUCACCGACUGCAAUCCAGCUCUCACUCCGAUGGAGGAGAGACUGAAGCUGAGCCGCGACAACACGACAGAGGAGGUAGACGCUACGCAGUAUCGGCGUCUUGUGGGGAGCCUUCGCUACCUCGCCCACACACGACCGGACUUGGCAUUCUUCGUCAGCUACGUCAGUCGGUUCAUGCAGCGACCGACGAUGGAGCACCAGCAGGCCGUGAAGAGGAUCGUCCACUACGUUGCGGGGACCCUCGACCACGGUCUCUUCUACCCGAGGUGUCCCGGGGCGGCACACUUCGUCGGGUACAGCGCCAGCGACCACGCCGGCGACAUCGACACCAGCAAGAGCACGAGCGGGAUUCUUUUCUUCCUCGGCAAGUGCCUCAUUAGCUGGUAG